AUGCGCUGGAUCAAUGAUAAUCAAAUAUUUCCAGCAGCGCAACGGUCACAAGCCGAAGUGGCAGUUAGGGGUCAGCACUUUGAGCCACUACUUCAAAUAGUGAAGAAUUUUUCCAAAGAUGUAGGGUGGUGGACUUCGAAGGACUUCAUAGAUUCAGGAUGCUUCGGACCAUUUUUGUCUCUUUUGGCACUCAUUGAACGCAACGAUACAAAAGAAGAAGACGAAGAAUCUGCAGUGCAAUAUGUCACCACCCCCAUUGCUGCACGAACUCGACUUCAACAAUCGCAAAGAGACCUUUAUAUAAUACCAAUCAAGAAAUCAACUGGACAAUUAGACCUUCUUGGUGCAUUGGUCGAUAGGAUGGACUUGGAUACGCCCAGCACUACCGAAUCGAUUGAGCUACCACCGUCCGGUGAAGGAUCCGUCGCAAAAUACGAAAAGGCCAGAAUAAAGGUGCAGGAUGAACAAAUAGGCAAUUAG
Messenger RNA from Sclerotinia sclerotiorum 1980 UF-70, 480 nucleotides. RefSeq lists its product with no specific name. The coding region runs from base 1 to 480 and encodes 159 amino acids. The record is from RefSeq and is a predicted model, not a curated record. Lineage: Eukaryota; Fungi; Ascomycota; Leotiomycetes; Helotiales; Sclerotiniaceae. The transcript has a single exon.